Molecule: messenger RNA, 1985 nt
Organism: Brachypodium distachyon (stiff brome)
Lineage: Eukaryota; Viridiplantae; Streptophyta; Magnoliopsida; Poales; Poaceae
Product: AT-hook motif nuclear-localized protein 25
Exons: 2
Coding region: 393-1406 (337 amino acids)
Biological process (GO): vegetative to reproductive phase transition of meristem
Cellular component (GO): nucleus
Molecular function (GO): DNA-binding transcription factor activity; minor groove of adenine-thymine-rich DNA binding
Source: RefSeq, a predicted model, not a curated record
GCGAGAGAGUACUCCAGGCCAGAUAGAGAGAGGCGUCCCGACCUUAUCAGCAGCGCCAUCCCAUCCCUCGUCGUCCCCCUCCCAUCUCCUCUCCUCUCCUCUCCACGCCCACGCACGUCCAGCCUCUUCUGGAUCCCCGUCCAUACUUCUCUCGGUAGCUAGCUCGGUGCCGCGGGUCACGGGGCCAGGUUUCGAUCUUGGGCGCGAGAGCAGGCGUCGGUGAAGGGAGAGGCUUCUGCUGCAAAGCGCCGGCCGGAUCGAGAAGCUUGCGCUCGAGGCUGCAGGCGUGGCGGCGGCGGCGGCUGAUCGAAGAGACCAAGUGAGGGGAGGGCGACCGAUCGACGGAGAAGCUGGCGGCCGGCAAGUGGUGGGAGCGGCCAGAUGACGCGGCCAUGGCCGGGAUGGACCCGGGGCCGGGCGGCGGCAGCCCCGGCGGCGCCAGCAGCUCGCGCUACUUCCACCACCUGCUCCGCCCGCAGCAGCAGCAGCAGCAGCCAUCCCCGCUGUCGCCCACCUCCCACGUCAAGAUGGAGCACUCCAAGCUGACCUCCCCCGACAACAACAACAGCCCGGCCGGAGGCGAUGCCGCGGCCGACGCCGGCGGCGGGAGCGGUGACCAGCCGUCCUCGUCGGCCAUGGCCCCGGACGGCAGCGGCGGGUCGGGCGGGCCGACGCGGCGCCCGCGGGGCCGGCCCGCGGGGUCCAAGAACAAGCCCAAGCCACCUAUCAUCGUGACCCGCGACAGCCCCAACGCGCUCCACUCGCACGUCCUCGAGGUCGCCGCGGGUGCCGACAUCGUCGACUGCGUCGCCGAGUACGCGCGCCGCCGGGGCCGCGGCGUCUGCGUGCUCAGCGGCGGGGGCGCCGUCGUCAACGUGGCGCUCCGUCAGCCCGGCGCCUCCCCGCCUGGCAGCGUGGUGGCCACGCUCCGUGGCCGGUUCGAGAUCCUGUCGCUCACCGGCACGGUGCUCCCGCCGCCGGCCCCGCCGGGCGCCAGCGGGCUCACCGUGUUCCUCUCCGGCGGGCAGGGCCAGGUCAUCGGCGGGAGCGUGGUGGGGUCCCUCGUGGCCGCGGGCCCCGUCGUCCUCAUGGCGGCUUCCUUCGCCAACGCCGUCUACGAGCGGCUCCCGCUGGAAGGGGAAGAGGAGGAUCAGGCGGCUGCCGCUGCCGCUGCCGCGGCGGCUGGAGCGGAAGCGCAGCAGGAUCAGGUGGCGCAGUCCGCGGGGCCGCACGGGCAGCAGCCGGCGGCGUCGCAGUCUUCUGGGGUGACCGGAGGCGAUGCCGCCGGCGGCAUGUCGCUGUACAACCUUGCUGGGAAUGUGGGGAACUACCAGCUUCCCGGGGACAACUUCGGCGGCUGGGGCGGCGGCGGCGGCGGAGCAGGAGGAGUCAGGCCACCGUUCUGAUCCAUGUCUUUAAUUUGCAGUGCAAUGCACGGUUUCCACACUCAUCAGAUGAUGAGGAAGGCGUCACAAAUUAAGUUCCAAAAUGGCGGAGAUUCGAAGCUUUUGCCAUCCCAAUACUGAGAGCUGUGUAGGAUUACGGAGCUUAACUGCAACAUGCAUGCUGGAUUUUUCAUUGGAUUAUUGACCUUUCGAUCUUGGUUCUAUAUGCACGUCGUAUGCGUCAUGCAUGCAUGCGUCGCAAAGAUUUGGUAUACGGGAGGAAGAUUUAUUGGAGAUCAUGAGAUUAUAAUAUGUUGAGGAAGCUAGCUGAUCAUCAUUAUUAAAGGGACAAGAAUUGAAGCACGGUUUGGUGGAGAUGAAGAUGAAUUCAUGCAAGAUCAAAUUCGCAAUAAGCUGAAGGUCAGUGAGAUGAUCCAAUGUUUUCUGUUUCUGGCAACAGCAAAUCCUUUUCUUUUCCUUUUGCCUCUUGUUCAUUUCCAUUUGUAAUGUUCCUAUUUUAUUCUGGCUGUAUCGUGCUGUCGAAUGAUGUUUCUUGAAAAACUUUUUGCUGCCAAUCUUUCACAUGCAUGGCUGCAUGUA